This is a messenger RNA of Paramuricea clavata, 2703 nucleotides long. NCBI's taxonomy places the organism in Eukaryota, Metazoa, Cnidaria, Anthozoa, Malacalcyonacea, Plexauridae. The record is from the annotation of a GenBank genome assembly.
CAAAAUUGAUUCAGUUUACGUCGGAGCAAUUUGGCUAUAUUAAACACUGUUCCGUUGUAUCUUUUAAAGACUUCGAGAAUCGUGUUUGGUAAAAGAGCGGCAAAAAAGAACAGUUCACGAAAUUUGUGGCAUACACGUCAGCUUCUCUUCAAGGAUAUUAAAGGAAUAGACUUAAACUUAAUUACAAAAUCGACUCGCAAUAAAUUACCGCUUCAAUUUUAGUUCUAACAAAAACACUUCCACUGCAUACAACUCGAAAAUUAUUGGGACAUUUGGUUCGCGACUGACUAUGACAAGGCUGCAAUAGUUUGAUCGUUUUUUCAAACUUUCUUGGCAAGAAGAAGAGCCGGUCCUGUAUUUCGAAUUCAUCAAUCAUCCUUUCUGAUUAAGAUUGUUUUGAUUAGGUCGGAGUAACUGUACCUUCUAGUCAAACUUUUUCGGCAAGAAGACGUCCGCCACUUGAAAUUCAUUAAACGGCCUCCUUUAGUGUGGGCUAGUCAUAACCGACUGUAGUUUCAAGAAAGGUCAUGGAUCCUGUAAGAUCGAACGGCGUAGUCUUCAUCUGCGGCGACAACAAGCUGACCGACGACGACUAUAUUCUCCCGACCAAGAGUAUUUUGACAGCAAAUUUGGCAACGAACUGGGCAGUUCGUACUCAUUACGACCCUAAUGGCGGCGACCCAAGAAGCAACAAAGACACGCUGUUCCGAAAUAUCAGUUCCUCGUACGUCUUCCUCUUUAUAUUCAGCGAGGAAACUACAACCAAUGCUUUCUUCUUGAACCAACUUGGCAUCGCCUUUGCACGUGGGAUACCAAUAGUGGGCAUCCGAGAACCCAGCUAUAUCAUGCCUAAUCCACUGCCCGAGCAUUACUACACGACCGAAAUCGUCGACCUCACGUGUACCUCGGGUGAUCAUCGGAAUCGUCCGCGGUCGCGAAAUAAGGCAAUCUUAUCAAAUCUCCUGAUCGAGUCGUUCCGAAGCGCUGUGGUCUACACAACCGAUUUUCAUAAGUCUUGCAUCGAACGUCUAUUCCGAAAAGUCACCGACGCUUAUACGAAAUCCGAAAAAGAACGGACAGUCCCUCCGAGUUUAACUGUCACCGACUGCGCACGAAACGGUAUCCCGGCUGAGCCGACGAUGCGUCAAAAACUCUGGGCCAGUGUAGGCGGUUGUACAAAGUGCUCAAAAUGCGGAACGACGAUAAAGACAAACCAAAGAAGGACGGCGUUGCAGAGAACGAACAGCGUCGACCAUUUGUAUAAAAAGGAAGGUUCUAGACCGACAUCCCGACAACAAGUUGCGACACCGCAACUGGUCAUUACGAAAAGUGUCCUACAACCCCUUGGUGGGCAGCAGAAUUUCUCCAGGAAUAUAUUCAAUGCCAGGUCCCAACGGCCGGCCACGAGCGUCAUACGGAAAAGCUCUUCGGCGAGAGUCCAUGGCGGGCGCCAAAUCGAGCUCAGCCAUCACGACGCCGUGCAUUCCCGUCCGACGUCGACAAAAAGUUGCAACGCGAUUUCGACGACGAGAGCGGGGGGGAAAUUCAACCAAAAACAUGUCGGAACGAAACCGAACGGUCUUGUGGAAGUAGAGGACGUCAAGGAAAAUAAAAACACAACAGCGCCUUUCAAAGAAAAUGGCGAAAAAGUUGCAAGGAAAAAGUCAACGGCCGGUUUCCUGACAAAUCGGCGCGGCGCAUUUCUGAGAAAAAUGUCGAGCUUGCCUUGUAUCCCGACAACGUAUCUCGUCGCGGAGCCUGGGAGCGAGGAGCCCGCGUUCGUCAAGUAUCCACCGGUCAACGGCACGCUGACAGUCGGAGAUCCGAACGUUCCCGAGUUCACGGACGAUGAGGAUAAAGAGACAAUUCAUAUAUCAAGACGACCCAGUCCUGCUAUCUCGACUUGCUCGACAGGUAUUGAGUAAUGUUGACAGAGACGUCACCGCCCCCGGGGCGAUCCCCUCACCGUCUCGGGGGGAAAGUUAGACAAUAUAGGUGGUUUUAAACAUUGUUAUAUGGGACAGUGAAGUGCAUAAAUGGUCAACGUGAAAGAACAGAUAGUCAUCAGAGUCACUAAAUUGUCCACUAUAUGUAUUGAACUUGCCGUGUUUAGUGGCAAAUGUAAUAUAAUUUACCGUAUAAUUUACUCGAUUGAGCGCCGCCCCCGAAUGAGCUAGCGCCGGAUUUGAGUCUUGAGAUUAAAUUUUUUUAAAGAGCGCCGCCCCCCGAAUAAACGCCGCACUAAACAGUGUAAAAACUUUCCGCCCUCAAAAUGGGAACAUUUAGUGACAAAAACCUUCUUGUUACAAUUCAUAAAUAAAAGAUUUUUUAAAGAGCGCCGCCCCCGAAUCAAACGAGUAAAUACGGUACGUGCAAUAUAAUAGAAAAUUUAAAUAUCCUUUAGUUUUAUUUAUUUAUUUAUUUACUUUAAUUAUUUAUUUACAAGCUUUACAAGCUUUGUCAAAAUGACAGAUAAAUCCCCACAGAAUUUAUCACUUUCCAGACUGUAACGUUUUGACAUUGGAAGAAUAAAUUUCCUGCGCAAAAGUUCUUGCAACAGUGAAAAACUGGAAUGAAGAAUCUACGCAAGGCUAAGCUGAAUGACGAAGGACGCAGCUCAACCUGAUCGAGACGAAGGCUUUCGAAGGGCGCCCCCUAGUAGCCACCUUAUGACCAAUCUCGUACCCAGAGUAUGCCUGUUCA